Molecule: messenger RNA, 713 nt
Organism: Tripterygium wilfordii
Lineage: Eukaryota; Viridiplantae; Streptophyta; Magnoliopsida; Celastrales; Celastraceae
Exons: 2
Coding region: 46-375 (109 amino acids)
Source: RefSeq, a predicted model, not a curated record
ACACGGAACACCUCAGGUAAGAUAUGUUCGAUAAAAAUAAGGUCAAUGUAUGGAUCCAAUUGGGUGAAAUUGAAGUAUGCAAUUGCAGAGAGAUCCGUCGGGGCUAUGACGAGUCUGAAUCCUCUAACGAAGAUGCACAGGUCGUCGAGCGGUUCAAGAGUCUCGGACGAGUUCUCGACCAAGAUCAACUCAUCAUCAUCGACAGAGGAAGAGGAACAGCUAGAGUUGCCCACAUACCAUCCCCUCUCCCACGUUGCCAAGAAGGAGCGAUCCCGUCUCAGAUCCGCCGAGAACGCCAUCCAUUUCAUCCCUCUCGUCCUCUUCCUCUGCGUCAUCAUCCUCUGGUUCUUCUCCACUCCAGAAUCAAGAGUUUGAAAACUGUCCAUAUAAUUGCUUGAAGAUUUUUCCUACUUUAGUGGAGCUGGGCUUCAACACAACGAAGAUACUGCCUCGUCAAGACCUCAACAUCAUAGGAAAACGAGUUCAAAUGAUGGCCCUCAUCACUGAAGAGGUCUUUCAUAUGAGAAAGCAUUAUUGCUUUCAAAUGUCAAUGAAAGCGUACUUUUUUUACUUUGUAUAAUACUUUUGCAGUUUGUGGCUUUUCUUUUUAAGAUGCGAGUUUGUAGCUUUGUUUACAUAUUGUAUGAGACCAAAUGCCAGAUUAUUAACCAUUGACAUUGAUGAGAAAUAAGACAAUUAGUUUACCGAUGUCA